This is a messenger RNA of Dipodomys ordii (Ord's kangaroo rat), 1315 nucleotides long. Its product is annotated as ficolin-1-like. Lineage: Eukaryota; Metazoa; Chordata; Mammalia; Rodentia; Heteromyidae. The transcript has 10 exons. The record is from RefSeq and is a predicted model, not a curated record. Bases 115 to 1116 code for a protein of 333 amino acids.
GGACGAGGCCACCCCAGCCGUGGCCGGCAGGAAGAGCCCCAGCUACUCCUCACUGAGGCGGAGCGGGCAGAGGACUGAGCUCUGGACCCUGGAGCAGCUGCUCUCCUUAGAAGAAUGGGACGCCCUGUCCUGCAGCCCCUUGUGUACCUGCUCUGCCUCUGCUCCUCCCAGGCACUGGGCCAGGAGGGAGGCACCUGUCCAGAUGUGAAGAUCGUGGGUCUGGGGGCCCAGGACAAGAUGGCGAUCAUCCAAACUUGCCCUGGCUUUCCUGGCCCACCAGGGCCCAAAGGGGAGCCAGGCAGCCCUGGCGAGAGUGGAGACCGGGGACCCCCGGGCAGCCCGGGAAAGAGGGGGCCGGCCGGCAGCACAGGAGAGCCCGGAGCUACGGGGCCCCCGGGAGCCAAAGGAGAAAAAGGCGACAGUGGAGCUACAGCCUCGCUGGGGGCAGCGCUGAAGGACACACUGUGCCAGAGAGGGGCCCGGAGCUGCAAGGAUAUGCUGGUGCAGGGUGGCUUCCUGACCGGCUGGUAUACCGUCUACCUCCCGGACUGCCGGCCACUGCAGGUGCUGUGCGACAUGGAUGCGGACGGAGGGGGCUGGACCGUUUUCCAGCGGCGAGUGGAUGGCUCUGUGGAUUUCUUCCGGAACUGGGAAUCCUAUAAAAGAGGCUUUGGCAACCAGAACACAGAGUUCUGGCUGGGCAAUGACUACCUGCACCUACUCACCAGCAGAGGGAACCAGGAGCUGAGGAUCGACCUGCAGGGUUUUCAAGGUGAAGCCGUGUAUGCCAAAUACAGCCAAUUCCAGAUAUUGGGGGAAGAGGAGAAGUAUAAGCUGCUUCUGGGUGACUUUCUGGGGGGCACUGCAGGAGAUUCCCUGAUGAACCACAAAGACAUGCCCUUCACAACCCAGGACCAGGACAAUGACAUGCACAGUGAGAACUGUGCUGCUCUGUUCCGAGGGGGCUGGUGGUACAACAACUGCCAUCACUCCAACCUCAACGGGCGCUACCUGGCGGGCUCCCACGAGAGCUACGCCGAUGGCAUCAACUGGCUCACUGGCAGGGGCCACCGCUACUCCUACAAGGUGUGUGAGAUGAAGAUCCGGGAAGCCUAGGCUGCUUGCACCCACACCCUGACCCCCCCCCAUGCCCAGGCCAGGUGAGAACAUGGACAGAAGGCCACACAAAUCCAAAGCCCAUGCUCUCUGCAGUAUGCUGUCUGCUGUCUGUUCCUCCGGGAAUCUCUCCAGCGCAUGCACAGUGCAUGAGGGUCACUGCAUAGCUGGCACAAAUAAAAAUGAAAAGCAGGGCAUA